AUUUCAACAUCGAUAAAGUUGAUAAGUUGACAAAAUUUCUUGUUGUUCGAUUUACUAUUAUAAAAGUAUACAGUGUUUAAUUGAUGAAACGUAAAGCAUCAACAGAUUCUUCUCCGUUGUUGAAAGAUCAGACAACAUGUGUCACAGGAAAACAGCAAGAAAGAAAAAUUCAUUUGGCAGUUGUCAGUGGAAUUUUUGCAACUACCGGAAGUCUGUUUGGUAAAUUUACAAGUAACGUUGAAAUGGAUUCUUUACUUGGGUUGCUGUUUAAAACAGUGCUGUUAAUAUUGAUGGUAACAAGCAACACUGUCGGCUGCACAUUUUUCGUGAAAGCGCUGAAUGCCAGCGGAUCUUCUUUACCAUGCACAAUCGCCAGCGCCGCUACGAGCUACGUUUGUUCGGCAUUAGUCGGUUCUUUGAUCUUCAAUGAAUCCACGUCUCUCACUUGGUGGUGUGGUAUAUCUUUCGUUAUUCUGGGCUUAUUGCUAGUCUGUCACAAUCCAUCUAAACAGGAGACUGUGGAAAAACCAAAGGAAGAAUAAUUAAAGAUCUUUUAGACGAUAUUUAUUUUAAAAGCAAUGGAAGAUGCGAAAGAAACGACAGAGAAACCAGCAGUGAAAAAAAUAUCUGAAGUAGCACUUGUUUUAGUGAGUAAAGUGGAUCUCCGCACUUGUAAUAGCAGCGGAUAAGAAACGCGAGGAAAAAAAGAAUAGAAGAUUCUUCCGCCCUAUUUCCUUCUACAUAUGGACUAUAUAAAUACUUCGCUUUUUGGUUGGAUUACAUCCAAGAUCCUCUCAAAGUUUUUCAAUAACAUUUUUUCUGUGCUUCAUUGAAUAUAUAUAAUUGUUGUACUUUAAUUAACGAAAUCAGAUAUUCCAAUUCUGUUACAAGCACUCAUUCUACAGAGAGAUUCAAAUUUUCAAAUUGUCAAAAGAGAUUAAAGGAUUUAGGUAUGUAGGAAUUCUAAUUUAAUAAAUAUUCAAAUUUUCAGCGGCAGAUAAUUGAAUGUUUGCCCAAACAUGCGCUGCAUAGACGAAAUUCCAUUCACAUGGACCGUUUCCUGCUAUAAUCUCGUCCAGUGCCAUAUAUCGAGAUUUCGCUUCACUUUA
This is a messenger RNA of Megachile rotundata (alfalfa leafcutting bee), 1109 nucleotides long. RefSeq names its product transmembrane protein 42. Lineage: Eukaryota; Metazoa; Arthropoda; Insecta; Hymenoptera; Megachilidae. The record is from RefSeq and is a predicted model, not a curated record.